Salvia hispanica is the source of this 1430-nucleotide messenger RNA. RefSeq names its product epi-neemfruitin B 7-O-acetyltransferse L7AT-like. Lineage: Eukaryota; Viridiplantae; Streptophyta; Magnoliopsida; Lamiales; Lamiaceae. The record is from RefSeq and is a predicted model, not a curated record.
CACAAUGGAAAUUAGCAAUAUUAUUUCAGUGGAGAAAAUAAAACCCUCUUUGCCAACACCUUUUCACCUUAGAGUUUACAACCUUUCUUUGCUAGAUCAGAUGGUGGGAGCUAUAUAUGUCCCCGUAAUUUUAUACUACCUAAGAAAUGACAAUAGUGACAUAAUACAACAUCUGAAGGAGUCACUUUCUCAGACUCUGGUCACCUUCUAUCCCUUUGCUGGAAUUAUCAAAGAUGCACUCUCUGCAGAUUGCAAUGACCAAGGCAUUCCAUUCUCUGUCGCCAAAGUGAAGGCCCGAUUGAGUAAAUUUCUACAAAACCCUAAUGCUGAAUUGAUGAACAAGUUCUUUCCAGGUGAUGAGAAGAUACCGGGCCCGGGUGAUAGCAUUAUGUUGAUUCAGUUGAACUGUUUCGAGUGCGGCAGCAUAGCCAUGUGUAUCAAAUUUAAUCAUGUAAUUGCGGACAUGGUUUCAAUCUCCACAUUUCUCCAAUGUUGGGCUGCAAAUGCACAGGGAUUAGGAUUUUCUCCCUUGAUCAAUCGUAUAUCCCAAUCUCCCUUUCCACAACAUCUCUCAGUGCCAAACAACUUCUCACCCUCCAGCUAUGUUCCCAAUUACUUGAGCACCGGGAAGUUUGUGCUGAGAAGGUACGUUUUCGAUGCCUCUGCCCUAUCCAUUCUUAAGGCCCAAGCGAGUAGCUCUAGCCCUAGCUCCACCGUGUCGCGAGUGAAUGUGGUGACCGCUGUGAUAUGGAAAUGUUUCAUGGAAGCCGUGGCGGAAGAGUCUGCGGGGAAGGAUGUGAAACCAGUGCUGAUGACUCAAGCGGUCAACCUACGGAGAAAGGCGACGCCCCCGCUUCCAGGUGAUAUUUUUGGUAAUUUAGUGUGGCCAGCAAUGGGCUUGUGGAGCAAGCCUGAGGAAAAGGAGUUGACGGAGUUGGUGAGUGAGGUGAAAAAAGUGAUAGCAAAAAUAGAUGGUGAGUUUGUGAGACGAUUGAGGAGCGAUUGUAUGCAUGAACUUUUGGAGGAAUUGAGGAAUGAGUUGCCUCAAGAAGCUACUUAUCUUGCUUUCAGUAGCUGGGCAAAUAUUGGUCUUUCCGAGGUUGAUUUUGGGUGGGGAAAACCUGUGUGGAUGUCAAGCUUCAAUCCGCAAUACUCUGAAUUUGAAACUUUGGUUGGAAGAAAUUUUGUGAACUUAUUUGAUUCGAAAUCCGGAGGAAUAGAAGCAUCGGUGGUGCUUAAUCAAAAAUAUGUCGCAGGGUUUGAGAAAAAUGAUAUUAUUCGUAAAUAUGCUCGUUUUAACCCCGGUGUGAAUUGAAACCUUUAUACCAUGUGCAAUUUGUGGAAUAAGUUAUGUUACUUUGUUAGAGUGUAAUUGCGAGAGUGUAAUUCCAAUUGGAAAAAAAUUAAUACAUGUAUAUCUAUAUCCCUAA